This is a messenger RNA of Chenopodium quinoa (quinoa), 2826 nucleotides long. Its product is annotated as formin-like protein 20. The record is from RefSeq and is a predicted model, not a curated record. NCBI's taxonomy places the organism in Eukaryota, Viridiplantae, Streptophyta, Magnoliopsida, Caryophyllales, Amaranthaceae. The coding region runs from base 486 to 2612 and encodes 708 amino acids. The transcript is spliced from 4 exons.
UCUUCCAUAUUUCAAAAAAUUAUUAAACAUGAUACAUUGAUGAUGAUGAAAUGUAACACAAAACUUUAAAAUUGACAAGGAAUAUAAAAUUAAAUUAUAAUUUUAUAAAUAAGAAAAGAGUACAGUUGGUGCAGCUGUCUCCACUACCAAAAAUUGAAAAAAAUGAAGAUAGUCGUGCUCACUCCUCCUCAUCCUCAAAGUUUGACACAUUCAGAAGUCAAACUCACCACCUUAUCUCUAUUCAUCUUUUUUUUCAAUCUUCAUGUCUUUUCAUCAUGCAUUCUUGACCCUCUUUUGCUCCUUUUUUUCUCCUUUCUUCUAAUACAUCAUUUCAUUUGUAUUAUUCAUCAUACUAGCUAGGUUUACGUACGUACGUAAUCUUUUGUUUCGUUCAUUAUCUACUGUUUUUUGCUUUGUUGAAUUAAAUCGUCCGUUGUUGUUGUUGUUGUCGUUGUUGCUGUCUUCGUGGUUGUCGAUCCAUCAUCAUGUCAAUAUUCCGGCGAUCAUUCUCUAGGAGGCUUCCUGAUCGUCUUCUUGAAAUAUCUGAACGUAUAUAUGUGUUCGAAAGCUGCUUCUCAACUUCAGUUAAGAGUGAAAAAGAAUGCAAGUCAUACCUAGGUGGUAUUGUGAAAAGUUUGCAUAACUGCCAUCCUGGUGCAUCUGUCAUGGUGUUUAACUUCCGCGAAGGAGAGCAAAUGAGCUUACUGUCAGACAUACUGAUUGAUUACGACAUGACAGUGGUGGAUUACCCUUGCCACUAUGAGGGCUAUCCUCUACUUCCGUUGGAGAUGAUUCACUACUUCUUACGAUCUAGUGAGAGCUGGUUAUCUUUAGAGGGUCAGAAGAACGUGAUCCUGAUGCACUGUGAGAGCGGUGGUUGGCCUGUGCUUGCGUUCAUGCUAGCAGGUCUCUUGCUUUACAGGAAGCAAUACAGUGGAGAGCAGAAGACUCUUGAAAUGGUAUAUAAGCAAGCUCCUAAGGAACUCUCUUCUGUCAUAUCCCCAAUAAAUCCUCGAGCUUCUCAGUUAAGAUACCUUCAGUACAUUACAGGAAGAGAUUCAGCUUCAGAAUGGCCUCCGUCAGAUGCACCAGUAAUAAUAGACUAUCUCCUUCUGAGGAAUCUUCCUUUAUGUAAUGGCGGGAAAGGUUGCAGGCCUGUGGUUCGAGUGUAUGGCCAGGACCCUUUGGCAAAGACUAAUAGUGCUCGGCUUGUAUUUUCAUCAUUCAUGGCAGAUGAACCUGCUUUAAAUUAUUCAAAGGAAGAAUGUGAGUUCGUGAAAUUAGAACUUCGUUGUCAGAUCCAGGGUGAUGUUUUCCUCGAGUGUAUCCAUUUGCAUGAUGAUCAAGUUUCAGAAGAAAUGAUAUUCAAAAUCAUGCUCCACACAGGAUUUGUCCGAUCAAACAUAUUGGAACUCAACUGUGAUGAUAUGGAUGUUCCCUGGAACACAAAGGUCGCUAGGAAUUUCAAAGCAGAGGUUCUCUUUCGAAACAUGAAUGAAGUACCAGUAAAUAUUACCUUGGAAUUAGGAGCUGGCGAAGAAUACAAUGAUUCUGACAAUGAAUUUUUUGAGGUUGAAGAGAUUUUUACACCUAUGCCAGAGAGCGAAGACAGGAAGGUUAUUGACAGUGCAAUAGUUCCAGAGACAAAUUUGGUGGAUAAUAUUCACAGAGACUGCACAUUGCACAAUGGCACUCCUAGAUGGGAUUUGGAUGCUGAAGAAAUAGAUAUUAUUUCUUCAGAACAGAAAGUCCUCAAUGAUGUUUCUUUAGAACAGAAAGUCCUCGAUAUUGUUUCUUCAGAACAGAAAGUUCUCGAUGAUGUUUCUUCAGAACAGAAAGUUCUCCAUGAUAUUCCUUCAGAACAGAAAGCUCUUGAUGAUAUUUCUUCAGAACAGAAAGCUCUCGAUGAUAUUUCUUCUUCUUCAGAACAGAAAACACUCGAUGAUAUUUCUUCAGAACAGAAAACACUCGAUGAUUUUUCUUCAGAAAAGAAAACACUCGAUGAUAUUCCUUCAGAACACAGAGCUCUUGCUGAUAUUUCUUCAGAACAGAAAGCUCUCAAUAUUUCUUCAGAACAGAAAACACUUGAUGAUAUUCCCUCGGAACACAAAGCUCUCGGUGAUAUUUCUUCAGCACAGAAAACACUUUAUGAUAUUCCCUCGGAACAGAAAGCUCUCUGUGAUAUUUCUUCAGAACAGAAAACACUCGAUGAUAUUCCCUCGGAACAGAAAGAUCUUGAUGAUAUUUCUUCAGAACAGAAAGCUCUCGAUGCAGGGAAUCACAAACAAGCUUCAGAAGCAGAAUCUGAUAUAACGAGUACUUCAUCAAAAAAUAUUGUAGUGGUUGAUUUAUGUGGAAGCAAAAUACAAGAUGUGAAAGUGGAGAUUGAACCAAAACCUGUCAUUACAAGUCCUGGUAGACCAAAACAGAACAAGAAAAACAAAUGGCAAGAAAUCACAGCAAAGACAAUCAAGCAACAUAGGGUAAUUUCACAGUGGGUGCCACGUGCAAAAACACCACAAGCGCCUGAGGUAAACAAAUCGAAAGCACCAGUAUAUAAGUGGAUUCCCAAAGGACCAGCUACGCCUACAGAGGCUGCAGGUGGUGAAUAAAGCAAUAGGUUUUGCUGUUGCUGGUCAUUUCUGAGAAUUUUAUUGUCCAUUCCAGCUAAGCUGAUGGAAGCAAGUUCACAAUUACAGUGAGCUAAAAGCCUAAAAUGAGAUAAUGUAUGAAUUAUGGGUACUUUGAAUGGUACCUAAUACUGUAUGCAUAUUAUAAGGUUGUAUUGUUAUUACUGUAGAUAUAAUAACAGGUAUUUCUGGGUCU